Molecule: messenger RNA, 3375 nt
Organism: Dovyalis caffra
Lineage: Eukaryota; Viridiplantae; Streptophyta; Magnoliopsida; Malpighiales; Salicaceae
Source: the annotation of a GenBank genome assembly
AUGUCGUCAAAAUCAACAAGCAAGACAAACAAUAGUGCAAGGAGCAACUCUGCUCAAUCAAAACAAAUUGCUCGUGUGGUUGCGCAGACCCCAAUUGAUGCAAAGUUACAUGUAGACUUUGAAGAAUCUGAACAGCAGUUUGAUUAUUCUACUUCAAUUGAUGUCAACAUAUCAAGUUCAACUAGCAAUGUUCCUUCUUCAACCGUAUCAGCUUACCUUCAAAAGAUUCAGAGAGGGAGACUUAUUCAAUCAUUUGGUUGUAUGAUUGCUGUGGAUGAACAAAAUUUGACGGUUAUUGCCUACAGUGAAAAUGCCCCUGAAAUGUUGGACUUAACCCCUCAUGCUGUCCCAAGCAUUGAGCAGCAAGAAACUCUAACUUUCGGAGCAGAUGUACGGACACUUUUCCGAUCAUCAGGGGCUGCUGCCUUGCAGAAAGCUGCAACCUUUGGAGAACUUAAUCUCCUCAAUCCCAUAUUGGUUCAUUGUAAAACCUCAGGCAAGCCCUUUUAUGCAAUUUUGCAUAGAAUUGAUGCAGGGUUGGUUAUUGAUUUGGAACCAGUUAAUCCAGCUGAUGUACCAGUGACUGCUGCAGGGGCAAUGAAGUCUUAUAAACUUGCUGCAAAAGCCAUCUCUAGAUUGCAGUCCUUGCCCAGUGGGAAUAUAUCAUUGUUGUGUGAUGUUUUAGUCAAGGAAGUCAGUGCUUUGACUGGUUAUGAUCGGGUAAUGGCGUAUAAAUUUCAUGAAGAUCAGCAUGGGGAAGUUGUUGCAGAGUGUUGCAGACCUGACUUGGAACCUUACCUCGGCUUGCAUUACCCAGCUACUGAUAUACCACAAGCUUCACGAUUCCUCUUCAUGAAAAACAAGGUGCGAAUGAUAUGUGAUUGUCUGGCCCCGCCAGUUAAAGUGGUUGGACACAAAAGAUUGGCUCAACCGUUAAAUCUUUGUGGGUCCACCUUGAGAUCUCCUCAUGGAUGUCAUGUACAAUAUAUGGAAAAUAUGGGUUCAAUUGCAUCUCUUGUGAUGUCUGUAACAAUCAAUGAGGAUGAUGAUGAGAUGGACAGUGAUCAGCAGAAAGGAAGAAAAUUGUGGGGCUUGGUAGUUUGCCAUCACACAAGCCCUAGGUUUGUUCCAUUUCCUUUGAGGUAUGCAUGUGAGUUCUUGCUCCAAGUUUUUGGUGUUCAGAUCAACAAAGAAGUGGAGUUGGCUGCUCAAAUGAGAGAAAAGCACAUCUUGGAAACACAAACUGUGCUUUGUGACAUGCUACUUAGAGAUGCUCCUGCAGCAAUUAUCACUCAGUCACCUAACGUCAUGGAUCUUGUUAAGUGUGAUGGAGCAGCACUUUAUUUCAGGAAGAAGUUUUGGUUGCUUGGAGUUACCCCUACAGAGGCACAAAUUAGAGACCUAUCCGAAUGGCUUCUUCAGUAUCACAGUGAAAGUACAGGAUUAAGCACUGAUAGCCUUUUGGAAGCUGGCUACCAAGGAGCUUCAGCUCUCGGUGAUGCAGUUUGUGGGAUGGCUGCUAUUAAAAUUAAUUCAAAAGAUUUCCUUUUUUGGUUUAGAUCCCACACUGCUAAAGAGAUAAAGUGGGGUGGUGCAAAACACGACCCUGAUGACAAGGAUGAUGGGAGAAAGAUGCACCCAAGAUCAUCAUUCAAGGCUUUCCUGGAGGUGGUUAAGCGGCGGAGUUUACCUUGGGAAGAUGUUGAAAUGGAUGCUAUCCAUUCCUUACAGCUGAUAUUGAGAGGAUCCUUGCAGGAUGAGACUGUGGGCGAUUCUGAGAUGACUACUGUAAGUGUACCAUCAGUUGAUGAUAGAAUAAAAAGGGUGGAUGAGUUGCACAUCAUCACAAAUGAAAUAGUUCAUCUUAUUGAGACAGCUGCUGUCCCCAUCCUGGCUGUUGAUGCCGUAGGUAAUAUAAAUGGGUGGAAUUCCAAAGCAGCUGAACUUACUGGUCUACCUGUUGACAAAGCAAUUGGCAUGCCCUUAGUUGAUCUCAUUGAAAGCAAUUCAAUUGAUGUAAUCAAUAACAUGCUAUCAUUGACUUUGCAAGGUGUGGAAGAGAAGAAUAUUGAAAUCAAACUUAAAACUUUUGGUCCUCAAAACAAUGAUCAUGUAGUUUUGGUUGUUAAUGCAUGUUGCAGUCGAGAUGUAAAGGAAAAUGUGGCAGGUGUUUUCUUUGUUGGGCAAGAUGUUACGGGAGAAAAGUUGUUUUUGGACAAAUACACCCGUAUCCAGGGUGAUUAUGUUGGAAUACUGCGGAACCCAUCUGCACUUAUUCCGCCAAUUUUUAUGACCAAUGAGCAUGGCCAAUGCUUGGAGUGGAAUGGUGCAAUGCAAAAAUUGUCUGGUUUGAAGAGGGAAGAAGCCAUCGAUCGGAUGCUUCUUGGGGAGGUUUUCACAGUCGAUACUUUUGGUUGUCGGGUUAAAGAUCAUGACACCUUAACCAAACUCAGGAUAUUACAUAAUGGUGUAAUUGCGGGCCAGAAUGCUGAGAAACUGUUAUUUGGAUUCUUUGAUCGACAUGGUAAAUAUGUUGAAGUUUUACUUUCUGCAAAUCAAAGAACUGAUGCAGAGGGAAGAAUCACUGGAGUUUUGUUUUUUCUGCAUGUGGCUAGUCCAGAACUUCAAUAUGCUUUGCACGUGCAAAGAAUAUCAGAAUGGGCUGCAGCUGAUAGCCUGAAUAAAUUGGGAUAUAUUCGUCAGGAAGUCAGGAAUCCUCUAAACGGGAUUAUACUUACACAGAAUUUAAUGGGGUCUUCAGAUUUAAGCCAAGAACAGAGGCAGCUUCUCAGGACGAGCAUAUUGUGUCAGGAACAGUUGACCAAGAUCAUCAACGACACUGAUGUAGAAAGUAUUGAGGAAUGCUAUAUGGAAUCAAAUACUGGUGAAUUUAAUCUUGGGGAAUCAUUGGAAGUUGUCAUAAAACAAGCUAUGACAUUGAGUUCUGAGCGGCAGGUGCAGAUCGUCUGCGAUUUACCAGCUGAAGUGUCACCUAUGCAACUGUAUGGAGACAACUUGAGGCUUCAACAAGUCCUUUCAGAUUUUUUGACAAAUGCAGUCCUCUUUACCCCGGCAUUUGAGGGAUCAUCAGUUGCUUUCAGGGUAAUUCCACGAAAGGAACGUAUAGGGGUGAAGCUACAAAUUGUUCACCUUGAAUUUAGAAUCACCCAUCCAGCCCCAGGGAUUCCAGAAUAUUUAAUCAAAGAAAUGUUUCACCACAGCCAGGGUGUUUCAGGGGAAGGUUUUGGCCUAUACAUCAGCCAGAAGCUUGUGAAGAUUAUGAAUGGAACUGUACAGUAUCUUAGAGAAGCAGAAAGAUCGUCUUUUAUUAUUCUCAUAGAAUUUCCGUUGGCUGACCAGACUGACCUCCGAUAG